This is a messenger RNA of Suillus clintonianus, 318 nucleotides long. RefSeq lists its product as uncharacterized. The transcript has 4 exons. The coding region runs from base 1 to 318 and encodes 105 amino acids. NCBI's taxonomy places the organism in Eukaryota, Fungi, Basidiomycota, Agaricomycetes, Boletales, Suillaceae. The record is from RefSeq and is a predicted model, not a curated record.
AUGAGCUUCGGACAUACAUGCACAUGCACCUGUGAGGCGGCGGCUUCCAUUGGGGACCGCAUGUGUCAAGCAGACUUGUCGCGCGCGCCAAUAUAUGAGACUGCGGCUCCCAUUGGGGACCGCAUCUGUCAAGAACGGAUGUCAAGCAACCGACCUGUGAGACGGCUUCCAAUGGGGACCGCUUCUGUGGUGGACAAUUGUCAAGCACCCACCUGUGAGACGGCUCCCAUGGGGGACCGCGCCUGUGCGCCGUCCCACUGGUGCGGUCACCAAUGGGAGCCGCUUCACAGAUGCGGCGGGCCCCAAUGGGAGCCGUAG